Molecule: messenger RNA, 1170 nt
Organism: Anopheles marshallii
Lineage: Eukaryota; Metazoa; Arthropoda; Insecta; Diptera; Culicidae
Product: coiled-coil domain-containing protein 97
Exons: 2
Coding region: 1-1170 (389 amino acids)
Source: RefSeq, a predicted model, not a curated record
AUGGCCACAGACUUAAAUGUAGCACAAGAUACGAAUUGCCCAGUAGUCGCCAGUUCAACGCUGGUGAACGAAUCCGACAUCUUCGAGCACAUUACCAACGAUCCGCGGGUAUUUUAUAAAAAUCAACAAAUGGACGAUCCCGAGCUGACCGUAUGCGAGAAGAAAGCGAUUCUUCGUGGUGUGCUUAAUGAAAGUCAUGGCACCUUUCUGUAUCGGUUCGGAUUUGUUAUGCGUGACGAACAUCUGUCAUACUUUGAGCACCCGGACCAAACGCUGGCGUACAGUCCGGAUGAAAAGCACGAGAUUGCGUAUCAUUUGGCGCGUAUUCGCCAGCUUCGCAAUGGGGGCCGUGCGAUCGAGGUGCGGAAUCGUCGCUACGUGGCACUGCAACAGAUGAGCAACGAUGGGACGUAUUUCACCGAGACGGAAAUGAUGCAACGUGCUCCGUUGCUGUACGAGCAGCUCGUGGGUCAGUUCAUGACGGAGCAGGAAAAGCAGGAACGAGAUGCGAGAAUGCCAAUGCCACAGACUGUGGUUGGCGUUCUGCUGAAACAAAUCGAUAAGGAACGGGCGGAGAAAACGUUGCAGGAGCAGAAAACCGAAGAAAGAGAGCAGCAGCAGCAGCAGCAACAGUACCAGUCGGAAGUGGACGAUUCGCGGGAACAGUUGGACCAAUCGCGUCCAAAUUCGCCCAUUUGUCUCAGCUCGCAGUGGGGUAACUUCGACGAAGAGGAGCAAUUGCGGGUAGCAGAAUUGCGUCAGGCACGAUACACGCGCGCCCUGCACAAAAGCAACCCAGCACAUCUGAUAACGGCUGGCGAACGGGAGUUGCUGCUUGACGAGUUUAUUGGUAUUAUGCACGCCCGGUUUAUAGCGGGCGAAGAGGAAGACUUCGACUACACGCAGGUGGACAAUUCGGAUGAAUACGAUGAUCUGGUUAAGAUGAAUCAGGAUGCGGAGGAGAAAUAUUUCGAUAAGGAGGACGAAACGGAGUCGAAUGAUGAGGAGCAGGAUGGUUUAAAGAUGAGCGUGGAACAGACGGAAGAAAGUGAAGACGAACUGGACAUCUAUAUGCGGCACUUGAACCAACAUCUGGAACAGCAACAAAAGACUCCCAACGUGCCGGUGUCGGUUCGCGAUCCAAACUGCGAAUACGAUAGCGAUGAAUAA